UAAAAACCAACAAGCCGCCACUGACUGCAACCCGGCAUUAUACAUUAUUAAAUGUUAUAAAGUUUUUGAGUGAAAUAAAAUAAUUUAAUCGUAAGAAUGGUGGCUUAUAGAAUAUGUCAAGGCAAUAUUCGUCUUGAAACUACAAAAUUCCCGAUUAUGUCGAGGAAACGAAUAAGAACAGUUAACAACACAUGUAUUAUCAACGUAAGGUCGAUAAAAUAUAGUUUCGGUAAACUACGGUAAAUUGUUCAUUUCAUUACACUUAGGUAUAUUGUUAUCUCCAACAAUAUAUUAUUUAAGAUAUUAUUAUAUUGUGCAGUGCCGCAACCGCAACCUCAACCCUUGCCACGCUCGGCGAUCCACACACGCCGAAAUAUGUAGACGUUGUCGGUUGCGCGCGCCGAUGUCAUCGUCGCAUCGAGUGUGACGGGCGUGGGUGGCGGAGGCGUAUGAUGCCUAUUGUGUUUUACUCAGAGAGUCGUACAAUCGGACGGCGAUUACAAAACCGACUUCGCCGCGCGAUGGUCGCCUGGCAACCACCCACCAUCUGCAGUUAUGCCCACUACACCACCAACAGACGAUGCUGCAGCUCACUAAUCGCCGACAAACGGUGCACCCUUGACGGCAUGACCAAAAACAUAUUUUUUGCAGUCCUGGGUGCACCCGUUUGGGAGGACGUACGCGUUUCGUCUGCCAUCAUGAUCCGAGUCGCCUUUACUCAUCUCUGCCGCCACACUCCAUCAGUUAUCUGGCUUUUCCGAUCAUCUUAUAGGUACUUGCAUUCUUGUCACAUGGACCCGUCCAAGGUAUUUUCCGGCUUACCACUAAUUAUACACUCAAAAGAGCGGAAUAAAGAAUUUAAAGUUUUUACCACAGAUUGAUACAGAAAAAUUGAAAGCAAUUUUUUAUGGCAGACUUAAAUCGAUUAAACAACCACUGAACAAUUCAUAUUCAACAACCAAUAAUUUAUGUGUUGAACAAAAACUUACAAUUUAUAAUAAUGAUAACAUUUCAGAUUGAUGUGUGCUCUGCAAACUAUUUUACUAAAUGUUCUAAAAAUUAAUAAAAAUGUACUAUAAAUGUCAAAUGAGUUAUAUAAUGAUAAAAAUGUAUUUAUUUGUGUGAAUUUACAUAAUAAUUUUGAAUUUUGUUUUUCAUAUUAUUUCAAGCAUAACCUAUCAAAAGGAUUUUAAUGAAUUCUUGUCAUCCCUCCAAACUACCUCAUAACAAUAUAUUUGUAAAAUAAGUUAGAUGAUAAUUGGAUAAAUGGAAACGUAUGUAAUACAUACUAUAAUUAUUACUAUUAUUAUAAACAUAUACUUUUAUAAUUAA
Myzus persicae (green peach aphid) is the source of this 1332-nucleotide messenger RNA. RefSeq lists its product as uncharacterized. The record is from RefSeq and is a predicted model, not a curated record. The transcript has 2 exons. NCBI's taxonomy places the organism in Eukaryota, Metazoa, Arthropoda, Insecta, Hemiptera, Aphididae. The coding region runs from base 450 to 881 and encodes 143 amino acids.